ACAAAUCUGCCCAACUUUUCGACAAGUCAAAGGGAGAACUUUCGUGGCAAACUCUAGUUCUACCUUACGCCAAUUCACGGCUUCGGUUCCCGCACUCCCAUUCCCUGCGCGACCCCUCUCGCUCGAAAAUUCCGCCUCACCAUAGCGCGGCCAGCCAAAACCACUUCCUUCUGCCUCCCAUGGCUCAAAAUGGAAGCUCCAUUCCAGACCUACCAGAGUCUGCCACAAAGGCUCCCGAAGGUGUGGUACUUCCUCCUAAGGACAUACGCGCCAUAAUCGAAAAGACUGCCGGCUACGUGGCUCGCAAUGGCACAGUUUUUGAAGAUCGCAUCCGAGACAAAGAACACGCAAACCCAAAAUUCUCAUUCCUAUCACCCAACGAUGCAUACGCUCCUUUCUACUUAUGGCGACUUUCCGAAGUGCGAGCAGGACGGGGAACAGCCGUCUCGGCCGGAAGAGCAGGAGAAGAUGCGAAACCAGUGACGGAGAAAGCCAAAGGUCCCGAGCCACCUUCAGACUACCAAUUCUCUGCUCGAAUGCCCAACAUUAGCGCUCUCGACCUGGAAGUUGUCAAGUUAACUGCUCUACAUGUCGCGCGCAAAGGAAAAGGAUGGAUGACGGCUCUAUCACAGCGGGAAGCCCGUAAUUAUCAAUUCGACUUCCUGCGACCUCAACACUCGCUCUACAAUUUCUUCCAACGUCUCGUUGACCAGUACAGCAUUCUUUUAUUGGCAGGACCCGAAGGGCAGAAAGCCGAACAGGCCCGCAUACAGAUACUUCAGUCCAACAUACAAGACCACUUCCGCGUGCUCGGCCUGGCACGAAAACGAGCAGAGUACGUCAAGUGGCAAGAGUCGCAAAAGCAACAGAAAGAAGAAGCCGAGGAGGCGGAAAAGUUGGCCUAUGCGCAGAUUGACUGGCACGACUUUGUCGUCGUCGAAACCGUCUUGUUCACCGAGGCAGAUGAACAAGCCGACCUUCCACCAACCACCACCCUAAAUGAGCUUCAGUCUACCAGUCUCGAACAAAAGGCAAUGAUGAGCCUCUCGCGUCCAGACAUGCGCAUUGAAGAGGCCAUGCCGACUGAUGACAUGGAAGGCUAUUCCUCAUAUUCAGAGUACCCCUCAAACGCAUAUCCUCAACAGACUCCCAGCUCUGUCCCCUUUCCGCACCAGCCACCUUCAGUUCCACAGUAUUCGCCAUCUUCAUCGCUCCCUCAACCUCCCCCCCAAACAGCAUACUAUCCACAUCCCACACCACCGCCGCAAAUUCCUUCUCCCGCGCCCCUUCCACCCCCAACAACCGCUUCUCCCGCGCCCGGUGCUGGCCAACCAGCGAUGCGAAUCAAGUCUGAUUACGUCCCUCGAGCCCAGCAGCGCACAGCACGCGCCGCCGCCACAGCAUUAUGCCCAAAUUGUAAUCAACAAAUUCCUGUUGCCGAGCUUGACGCCCAUUUACGCAUCGAAUUGCUUGAUCCGCGGUGGAAGGAACAACAAUCCAAAGCAGCCGCCCGCUUUAGCACCACCAAUCUCGGAGGUACGGACGUCGCAGCGAACCUGAAGAGGUUGAGGGAGAAGACCGACCGUUCUGCUGGAGGUGGAGGAAGUGGCGAUGUGGUCGCCGAGGCUGCGGCACGGGUGCUGGCGGAACAGGACCAGCUGAAUGAAGAGGAAAGGAGGAAGCGCAUGAAGAUGGACCCAGGCAAUGGGGUUGGUGUCGGCGUCGGCGUCGGCUAUCCUGGUCAGCAGCCAUCACAGCCGAUGAACGUUCAGGAACAAAUCCGCCAGAUUCAUUCAAAGUAUGCCUCUUGAGAGCCAAACGAAGAUCCCAAGUUACUGAGAGUCCUUGGUCCUUGGUCCUUGGACCCCGCAUCUCUGAAGAUCAAGGGAUUAUUGAUAUCCAUGUACUAUAGCAGCAACAGCAUUGGCCACAAUUGCUUAUUCAGGAUCAAUUCAUUGCUCAACAUGGCUGAGACCUCAUCCUAUGGCGGACCUUUGGUACGCCGUCUUCCACCUGAGGACCUAGUCAAGCCAAGUAUGAACAUGUAAUCCCAUCACACCAUGAUUGGUGUGCGUUUCGCUAGCACAAUUCCAUGGUAUCCC
This is a messenger RNA of Exophiala mesophila, 2102 nucleotides long. RefSeq lists its product as uncharacterized. The record is from RefSeq and is a predicted model, not a curated record. Gene Ontology annotation, molecular function: RNA binding. Gene Ontology annotation, biological process: regulation of alternative mRNA splicing, via spliceosome; mRNA cis splicing, via spliceosome. The transcript has a single exon. Lineage: Eukaryota; Fungi; Ascomycota; Eurotiomycetes; Chaetothyriales; Herpotrichiellaceae. Bases 180 to 1811 code for a protein of 543 amino acids. Gene Ontology annotation, cellular component: U2-type prespliceosome; U2 snRNP; catalytic step 2 spliceosome.